Molecule: messenger RNA, 1146 nt
Organism: Funneliformis geosporum
Lineage: Eukaryota; Fungi; Glomeromycota; Glomeromycetes; Glomerales; Glomeraceae
Source: the annotation of a GenBank genome assembly
CGUUUCUAUGUUCUACCAAAGACUCCAAGUUCCUUGGGUACAGAUACGCGUCAGGUUCCUGUUCUUGAACCUAAAAAGCGCUUUGUUAUCAAAAAAAUGGCAAGAAAAUUAUCAGAACUUUUUCAUUCAUCACAAGGAUGUGAAAACCUUGAUGUGGAUGUGCAUUUUGAAGAAAUCCUUGAUAUGCAUGAUCCAGAUGAUUAUGAGGUUGUAUCUCAAUCUCAAUUGGUUAUCUCGCGUCAAGCUUUUCGCAAUAAUGCAAGCAAGUAUUUCAUGCAAGAUCGGUUGGGUAACCUUGGUGUCAUUGAUAAUAAAUACGCUGUUGCGAUAUCAACUGCCUGUCCUGCAUUGAACAACAUCGUGGUUGAUUCUGUUAAAGUUGAACAAACUUGUGUAGAACAUCUUAAAAAAAACAAUUUAGCAUUUGGUAAAACUCGAUGGUGCGUAAUGACUUUAGAUGGUGAAUUAAUUGACAAAUCUGUCACUAUGAGUGGCGGAAAUGCCCAAGUGUUGAAAGCAAAAUUAGAAGUACAGUGGAGAAAAUUUAAUGAAAAACUUAGUUCUUUAGAAUCUCAACUUCAAGAGAAAAAUGAUGAACUUCCUGAAUUAGAGUUUGAACUAUCAAAGUCAGAGAUGUAUGCUGAUGCUUGCGUAAAAAAUAUUACUGAUAAUGAAACAAGUAUAGUCGAGCAAAAAGAUAAUUUAAAUAUAGAUGAUACCAGGAGUAUGGGACAACUUCGAACACAAAUUGAUCAUUUUACACAAGAGUUAGAUAGAUUGAAACGUCAACCUUCUAAAAUUGAAGAAGUGAUUAAGAUUUUGCAAGAUAAGAUUUUGCAAACAGUGAAAGAGAGAAAACAUUACAAAAGAAAUUCAACAGAAGCCAAUGUUGCACGUUCCAUUCGUAUUAAAGCCGAUGAAGCCAAAUCUAUAUUGGAAAGUAAAAAAGAAGAAUUAGAUGAGACCAAGGAAGAAUUUGAUGAAAAAACCGAAAUUAUUAAUAAGAUUAGAGCAAUUGAGUGUUAUGCCGCCGAAAUAGGUUGGAAUAAUAUUUCGAAUUUAUCUGGUGGAGAAAAGUGCUUGGCUUUUGCACCAUUUCAAAACGUACACACUUAUAUGUUAUGGAUGAGAUUGAUGCGACCUUGA